AUGGGAGGCGGAAACGGUGCCAAGGACAUGCCGCAGAAGAGGUGGGUCGAGAAGACGGAGCCGCAUGGCAAGGGUCACAGAGGCGGCUGGCAGCCCACGGAUGUCACGAAGCAGCAAGCGAUGAUGUCGCCGGGCGGGAAAAGCUACAGCAAAGAGCGUUUGGAGCGCUCCGCGGGCGCACGGCAAGGCAUCGACGUGUGUGCCAGACUUGGCCUCCUGCUGACCAGGUCCGGCCAGACGCCCUCCAUGGACACGAAUCAGAAGGCUGGAAGCUUCACCGGUCAGAGCCAAGGCAAGUGUAAGAAGGACGGCAGAGAUGGCGGGAAGCACCACGACGAUGACAACAUGGGAGGCGGCAAGGGUGCCAAGGACAUGCCGCAGAAGAGGUGGGUCGAGAAGACGGAGCCGCAUGGCAAGGGUCACAGAGGCGGCUGGCAGCCCACGGAUGUCACGAAGCAGCAAGCGAUGCAGCAGGUCCCAAUGUCGCCCGGUGGGAAGAGCAACAGCAAAGGCUCUCAGCCGCUCACGGGUCGGGGCAUGGGCGGCCCAGGCCCCAAGAACCAGAAGGGUGUUGGCCGAGAUCCUGGGAUGGACGCCUGCCUGAGCUUCCGCUUUCAAGGCCAAAUCCCGGCCACCGCCACAGGUUCUACGAACAUGCGAGCAGAGAAGAUGUUGGGCGACGAGGAUGAGGAAAGGUGGUACUCUCUCAGCCGGGAGCGAAAAGGAGCCGGCAAGCAAGGUGGUGGCAAAGGGCAAGCCAAGGGCAAGGGUUGCAACGGCAAAGGCAAGGCCAAAGGCGGCAAAGGUGGAGGCAGCCGUCAGCGCGCUAGCAGAUGA
This is a messenger RNA of Symbiodinium sp. CCMP2592, 837 nucleotides long. NCBI's taxonomy places the organism in Eukaryota, Dinophyceae, Suessiales, Symbiodiniaceae. The record is from the annotation of a GenBank genome assembly.